Molecule: messenger RNA, 1831 nt
Organism: Thlaspi arvense
Lineage: Eukaryota; Viridiplantae; Streptophyta; Magnoliopsida; Brassicales; Brassicaceae
Source: the annotation of a GenBank genome assembly
AUGAAUGAAAAAGACGGAGUUGCUUUGCUUUCCUUCAACAUCGACGGCGAGAAGCAAGCUCCGUCCGGCGUUGCGUUGAAACUACAGAAAAUGGCAGGGAUCGUGAUUAUAUUCGAUUUCGAUCGGACUUUGAUCGACGGAGAUAGUGACAACUCGGUGGUGACGGAGAUGGGACUCACAGAGAUCUUCCAUCAGCUCCGCUUCACUUUACCAUGGAAUCGCCUUAUGGAUAGGAUGAUGACGGAGCUGCAUUCACAAGGGAGAUCGAUUGAUGACAUUGAAGCUUGCUUGAAAAAAAUGCUAAUUGAUUCUCAGAUUGUUGAAGCUAUCAAAUCAGCCAAAUCUUCAGGAUGCGAUUUGAAGAUUGUGAGUGAUGCAAACCGUUUUUUCAUCGAGAAGAUACUAGAGCAGCAUGGUUUGUUGGACUGCUUUUCAGAGAUUUACACAAACCCAACCUCUGUUGAUGAUGAUGGAAAGUUGCGGAUCUUCCCGUACCACGGUGCUGCAUCGGUUGCACAUAGCUGCAAUCUCUGCCCUACAAAUCUAUGCAAGGGUCUUGUAAUGGAUCAUAUACGUGAUUCUUGUCCCAAGGAUCAAAUCCAAAGAAGGUUUGUAUACCUUGGAGAUGGAGGAGGUGACUUUUGCCCGACUUUGAAGCUGAGAGAGUGUGAUUGUGUGAUGCCGAGAACGAAUUACCCGCUAUGGAAACGGAUCUCGGAUAACUCCUCACUGAUCAAAGCACAAGUCAAGGAAUGGAGCAAUGCAGAGGAAAUCCAGAAAAUUCUUCUGCAACUUCCCGCCAUGAUUUCUUUCCUUAAAGCUCGCCAGAGGAUUCUCUCUCCUCUCGUCACUUCCUCUAUCCGCAGUUACUCCUCUAGUCUCUCUUAUUCUCGUGAAGAUUCCGGAGAUUCUCAGGUCUUUAUACACCCGAGUGCUGUCGUCCACCCAAGUGCUGUGAUUGGGAAGGGAGUUUCAGUUGGUCCAUACUGUACAGUUGGCUCUUCAGUGAAGCUAGGAAAUGGCUGCAAACUCUAUCCUUCGAGCCAUAUCUUUGGAAACACAGAGUUGGGAGAAUCUUGUGUCCUGAUGACUGGUGCUGUUGUUGGCGAUGAGCUUCCUGGUUAUACAGUCAUAGGAGGCAAUAACAUCAUCGGUCACCACGCCGUGGUUGGUGUUAAAUGCCAAGACUUGAAGUACAAGGAUGGGGAUGAAUGCUUUCUUUGCAUCGGUAACAACAAUGAAAUAAGGGAGUUCUGUUCGAUUCACAGGUCAUCGAAUUCCAGUGACAAGACGGUGAUUGGUGACAACAAUCUAAUCAUGGGCUCUUGUCAUAUCGCACAUGAUUGCAAGAUUGGUGACCGCAACAUAUUUGCCAACAAUACGCUUCUUGCAGGCCAUGUGGUUGUACAAAUGAAGAGCCUGAGAGCAGCCUAUCGUAAGAUAUUCAUGUCUACUGAAACAGUCCCCUUAAGUCUGGAAGAGCGUCUCUCGAAGAUGGAACAGAACCAAGAGCUGUACAGUGUUGCUGCGGUUGGUGCCAUGUUGCAGUCAAUCCGAGAUUCUUUCGCAGAAGGUCGCCGUGGGAUAUGCAAAUUUAGACACUGGCUCGAUUCAUGAGUUUCACAGCUUAGUGACUUAGAUUAGACAUUCAUUGAUAAACACAAUCCGUAAUAAUAGUCUAGUACUAUACAGUAGAUAAGCUUUAACCAAGUGUUGUUUAAUGUAUGGCUGCGAAACAUCAUUUACGGUCUCUUGUCAUUUAGAACAAAAAUCCACAAAAACAUUGGUCAUACCCAGAUAUCUUCUAAUUUACAAAAAUGUUAUGUUGGCA